This is a messenger RNA of Sordaria macrospora k-hell, 1983 nucleotides long. RefSeq lists its product as uncharacterized. Gene Ontology annotation, biological process: protein sumoylation. The record is from RefSeq and is a predicted model, not a curated record. Lineage: Eukaryota; Fungi; Ascomycota; Sordariomycetes; Sordariales; Sordariaceae. Gene Ontology annotation, molecular function: SUMO activating enzyme activity. Gene Ontology annotation, cellular component: SUMO activating enzyme complex; cytoplasm.
AUGGAUCCCACGAUGGGCAAUCCUAUGGUCCCUAUGGCCGCGCAAAUACCAGUACCAGUCGCGCAGCCUAUCCCCAUGCCUGUGUUGACGCGCGAUAGCUACAACUCGCAAUCGCUGGGGCGGUCUCUAAAUGGAAAUGUCAAGCAGGCGCGCGUACUUAUGGUAGGCGCUGGCGGUAUCGGCUGCGAACUCCUCAAGAACCUCGUCCUCACCGGCUUCGGCGAAGUCCACGUCGUCGACCUCGAUACCAUCGAUCUCUCGAACCUCAACCGCCAAUUUCUCUUCCGCCACGAACAUAUUAAAAAGUCCAAGGCCCUCGUAGCCAAGGAGGCUGCGCAAAAAUUCAACCCCGCCGUGAAGAUCAUCGCCCACCAUGCGAACAUCAAAGAUGCGCAGUUCAACAUCGAGUGGUUCAGCACUUUCAGGAUAGUCUUUAACGCGCUCGACAACCUCGAAGCCCGUCGUCACGUCAACAAGAUGUGCAUCGCAGCCGACGUACCCCUCAUCGAGAGCGGAACAACUGGCUUCAACGGCCAGGUACAAGUCAUCAAGAAGGGCGUCACCGCCUGCUACGAUUGCUCGCCGAAGGAGACACCGAAGUCUUUUCCUGUAUGCACGAUUCGCAGUACACCCAGUCAACCCAUUCACUGUAUAGUGUGGGGCAAGAGCUACCUGCUCAACGAGAUCUUCGGAGCGAGCGAGGACGAGUCAGCGUUCGAUAAUUCUAUCGAUGGCAAUAAUGCGCAAGAGAUUGAGGAGCUGAAGAGGGAGUCGGAAGCGCUACGAAAGAUCAGGAACUCUGUGGGAACGGAGGAGUUUCCAGAGAUGCUCUUCGAGAAGGUGUUCACGACGGAUGUUGAGCGUUUGCGCUCGAUGGAGGACAUGUGGAAGACGCGCAAGCCGCCUGAGCCACUCAACUACAUGGAGCUUCUCGAAAAAGCCAAGUCGUUAGACAAGGAGAAGGUGCUGAAGGAUUCUCAAAAGGUUUGGUCGCUGGAAGAGAAUCUAGUUGUUUUCAACGACAGUCUUGAGCGUCUCAGCAAGCGGGUUUUGGAGAGCAAGAACGCUGGCCAGGACGCCAUUAUUACUUUCGACAAGGACGACGAAGACACUUUGGACUUUGUUGCUGCCAGCGCCAACAUCCGCUCAGCAGUCUUUGGCAUCGACAGAAAGUCAAAGUUCGACAUAAAGCAAAUGGCGGGCAACAUCAUUCCCGCCAUCGCGACAACCAACGCCAUCGUUGCCGGUCUUUGCGUACUGGAAGCGUUCAAGGUCCUGAAGGGCCAAUACGAGCAGGCCAAGGAGGUUUUUCUCACGCCGUUUGCUAACGCCCGCAUGUUGGCGUCCGAUAAGUCACGGGAGCCUAAUCCUGAUUGUCCAGUUUGCGGCGUUUAUCAGACGAGGGCUUACGUCGAUUUGGAAAAGGCUACUCUGAACGACCUGGUAGAGCACCUAAUCAAGACGAACUUGGGGUAUGGCGAGAAGGACUUUGCCAUUAGCAAUGAGGUCGGCAUCUUGUAUGACCCUGAUGAGACGGAUAAUCUGGAGAAGAAGCUUUCAGAGCUUGGCAUCAAAUCUGACUCCUUCCUGACCAUUACCGACGAAGACGACGAGGAACCGUUCGUCAAUGUCGUCAUCGCCAUCCAAGAAGCCAAGGAGCCUCUAGGAGACAAGCCAGUCAAGGGUAUUCUCGACCCAGAGGACGUCAAGAUCCCACGCAAGCCCAAGAAGCAGCCACAGCCUGAGCCCGUAGCCACUCCCGCUCCAACCAACGGUAACAGUACAUCAAACGGCGGAGGAGUGAUCGAUCUCGACGGCGAUGAACCGAUGACGACGCCAGCCAAGUCGUCACUCAAGCGUGGCCACCCCGAAGACGCAGAGGGCCCAUCGGUCAAGAAGAUCAAGGCAAACGACAAGGCGGCAGACGACGAUAUCGUCUUCAUUGAGGAUAGCGCGGGUGCUAUCGUUAUUGAUGAUGACUGA